AGCCGUGACAGAAUGGUGGACUGUUUGAGCAAAGUCAUGCUGCACACAGUCAUCUCAUGCUGGCAGCCAGUCCUGGGACUGGCCCUGCUGGUCGUCUUUGCGGGAUCCUCUCUGGGCUGUCCCUCCCGCUGCGAGUGUUCGGCGCAAACCAAAGCCGUGGUGUGCCACCGCAAGCGCAUGCCCGCCAUACCUGACGGCAUCCCGGGCGAGACUAGGAUCCUGGACCUGAGUAAGAACAAGCUAACUAUGAUCAACCCAGAUGAUUUUGUCGCCUUUCCGAGCCUUGAGGAGCUUGACCUGAGCGGGAAUAUAAUCAGCUACGUGGAACCGGGUGCCUUCAACGCUUUGUUUGGCAUGCACUCGCUCAGCUUAAAGAGCAACCGGAUCAAGCUCAUCCCUCUUGGCGUCUUCUCGGGCCUGGCCAACCUUACCCGGCUAGAUGUAAGCGACAACAAGAUCGUCAUCCUCUUGGAUUACAUGUUCCAGGACUUGCACAAUCUCAAGUUUUUGGAAGUGGGCGACAACGACCUGGUUUACAUCUCGCACCGAGCAUUCAGCGGACUUUUAAGCCUGGAGACGCUGGCUCUGGAGAGGUGCAACCUCACUGUGGUGCCAUCUGAGGCCCUCUCACACCUACACAACCUGGUCAGCCUGCAUCUGCGAUACCUCAGCAUCAGCACUUUGCAUCCGUAUUCUUUUAAAAAGCUGUUCCGGCUGCGCCACUUGGAGAUCGACAACUGGCCCUCACUGGACCACGUGCCAGCCAAUACCUUGCACGGCCUCAACCUCACAACUCUGUCUGUCACCAACACCAAUCUGUCGUCCUUUCCCUACCAGGCUUUGAAGCACUUGCCCUACCUGACACACCUUAACUUGUCCUACAACCGCAUCCGGCACAUUGAAGGAGGGAUGUUGAUGGAUCUUGUUCGCCUUCGAGAGUUUCACCUGGUCGGCUCGCAGCUCACCGCCAUCGAACCGUACGCCUUCCAAGGCCUGCGGGGGUUAAAGGUGCUCAACGUGUCGCACAAUCGGCUUGACACACUAGAGAAGGGAGUCUUCCAAUCUCCGGAAGCUUUGGAAGUUCUUCUCAUCGACAACAACCCGCUGGUGUGCGAUUGCCGUCUUAUGUGGAUUUUACAGAAAAGGCACUCCAUCUUGUUUGGGGAUUCCCAGCCAGAGUGCAACACACCCGAGGGAAUUCGUGGCAGACCCUUCCAAGAGUUUAAGGAAAGCCUGUUGUCUUACUACGUGACCUGCACCAAGCCGAAAAUCCGCGAGAACAAGACGCAAACUGUGACAGUGGACGAGGGCCAACAUGCUCUGUUGCACUGCAGUGCCGACGGUACACCGAGGCCCUCCAUGUCCUGGGUUUCCCCGAGGCGGCGCGUACUGACGGCCAGGAACCACGGCAGAGUAACAGUGCACAACAACGGCACUCUGGAGAUCAAGUCUGCGGAGGUUCAAGACGGCGGGGUCUACCUCUGCCACGCCUCCAACACGGCCGGGAACGACACCCUGAUGACAUCACUGGCAGUCAAGAGCCUGGGCUCGCUGUACGCCAACAGGACCCAGUACUACACCGAACCCAGCAACACCACUGCAAACGGGACCGCCAACAUCACCCUGGGCUUGGACCUAAAGACCAUUUUGGUGUCGACGGCCAUGGGUUGCUUCACGUUCCUGGGGAUGGUCUUGUUUUGCUUCUUGCUCCUCUUCGUCUGGAGCAGAGGCAAAGGAAAACAUAAAAACAACAUCGAUGUGGAGUACGUGCCUCGCUCCAAGUCCAACGGCACCAACGUGGACUCGGCCGAAAUCCAGGCCGGUCCUCAUCGUUUCAACAUGAAAAUGAUGUGA
Nerophis lumbriciformis (worm pipefish) is the source of this 1854-nucleotide messenger RNA. The record is from RefSeq and is a predicted model, not a curated record. Lineage: Eukaryota; Metazoa; Chordata; Actinopteri; Syngnathiformes; Syngnathidae.